AAAAAAAACAAUAGUCUGGUGCCGGGAAGCCCCAUAUUUAUUCUGGUCUCUCAUUUAUAACCCCCCCCAACCCCAAGUUGACGAUCCUCACACAUUUUCAAGCUCUCUCUCUCUCUCUCUCUCUCUCUCUCUCGCUUUUAGAUCCCUCUGUGUGAAAUCUCAGGGAUCCGCAGUCAGAAUGGGGCUCACGUUCACGAAGCUUUUCAGCCGGCUUUUUGCCAAGAAAGAGAUGCGAAUUCUGAUGGUCGGUCUCGAUGCCGCUGGUAAGACCACCAUUCUCUACAAGCUCAAGCUCGGUGAGAUCGUCACAACAAUUCCUACUAUUGGAUUUAAUGUUGAGACCGUGGAAUACAAGAACAUCAGCUUCACAGUCUGGGAUGUCGGGGGUCAGGACAAGAUCCGACCUUUGUGGAGGCACUACUUCCAGAACACACAGGGUCUUAUCUUUGUUGUGGACAGCAAUGACAGAGACCGUGUUGUUGAGGCAAGGGAUGAAUUGCACAGGAUGUUGAAUGAGGAUGAGCUGCGAGAAGCUGUGUUGCUUGUUUUUGCCAACAAACAGGAUCUCCCCAAUGCAAUGAAUGCUGCUGAAAUUACCGAUAAGCUUGGCCUCCACUCUCUCCGACAGCGUCACUGGUACAUUCAGAGCACUUGUGCAACCUCUGGAGAGGGUCUAUAUGAAGGCCUGGAUUGGCUCUCCAACAACAUUGCUAACAAGGCUUGAUCCCUAUUUGGGAGUCAUUUUGAGGACUGGCAAUUCUGGAUGCAGGGGUGAAUAUUAUCUAGUUCGUUUUUUGUUUCUCCGAGACAAUUGAAUUUGUUGUUAUAUCUAUUUCUCCCGGAAAUGAUAAUUUCAUUUGUAGGACCUUUAAUGGUUAUAUUUGUAAUAGAAGAAUGGUUGGUCAAAUGUAUACAUUUGAGCUUUUGAUUGAAUUUGGAUACAGUGUUCUGAGUUGUAAUUGGAUUUCAGAC
Messenger RNA from Rosa rugosa (rugosa rose), 972 nucleotides. RefSeq names its product ADP-ribosylation factor 2. Lineage: Eukaryota; Viridiplantae; Streptophyta; Magnoliopsida; Rosales; Rosaceae. Bases 179 to 724 code for a protein of 181 amino acids. The transcript has 7 exons. The record is from RefSeq and is a predicted model, not a curated record. Gene Ontology annotation, biological process: intracellular protein transport; vesicle-mediated transport. Gene Ontology annotation, molecular function: GTPase activity; GTP binding. Gene Ontology annotation, cellular component: cytoplasm.